Stegodyphus dumicola is the source of this 5027-nucleotide messenger RNA. RefSeq names its product zinc finger TRAF-type-containing protein 1-A-like. The record is from RefSeq and is a predicted model, not a curated record. Gene Ontology annotation, cellular component: nucleus. Lineage: Eukaryota; Metazoa; Arthropoda; Arachnida; Araneae; Eresidae.
UAUAGUGUGUUUGUUGUUAAACAAUGGCGGGUGAAGCAGAGCAGUCGAAUCGUAGUAUCCUAGACGACGAGGACUUUUCUAUGAAUGUCCUUAACGCUUAUGUGAAAGACCAGAUACAAUUAGCUAGUGAUUUGGGAGAAGAGAAUAGAGCAAUGAACACCAAACUAAAAGAAAUCUUUAAAUGUACGGUUUGUGAGGAAGUGCGACGUACGCCUAUAUACCAGUGCAAGUAUGGCCAUCUAAUUUGUGCUGGUUGUUUUGGAGAUAUCCUUUUAGAAAGUAGAGUUCAGAAUGAAAUUGCGACUUGUCCUGUUUGCCAAACUACAAUUAAUAAAGAUCUUUGCUCACGUAAUGUUGCUGCAGAAAAAGCCAUAUUACUGCUUCCACGUAGAUGUAAAUUCUGUAAUAAUGAAUACAGACUUCAUAUUCUUACGCAGCAUGAAAGUGAGAAAUGCAAUCAUAGACGUCUUACAUGCCCAAAUUAUGCAAUAGGUUGUGGCUGGAGAGGAAAAGUGUAUUCAGGCUUUAAGCAUGGAUUGAAAUGCAGUAAAUCUUCAGAUGUUGGUUAUGAUAUCUUGCGGAGUUUAUCAACUAUAGAUGGGAUGCAUAAAGACCAAAUUGAUUUGCAUAAUAAACUAAUGGAAUUGCUGUCGUGUGAAAAAUUUACUCAUUGUGACCUUCAGUUUAAGAAAUGCAGAGAGGAAGGCAAUAAUAUUGUUAAGUAUGAAACUACCACAUUCUGUGCUUUAGAAAACCAAUGGAUGAUUCGCUGUGAGGCAGUUAUGUACAGUUUACUGUGUAAUUUCCAGUUAGUUCUGAAGACCAAAAUAAAUAAUCCCAUCAAUUUGCAAUAUAUGUUAAAUAAAGGCCCUUACAGUGACAUGGACUUCAAACCCAAAUUGCACCAGUUUAAAUUCUCAGACAAAAGCAUGGAAAGUCAACGUGAAGAAAUAUAUUUCAUAAAUAAAAACAACUAUCGAAAUUUUACGGCCUCUAAGAGGGUCAAUUUCAGAAUUUUCUUGUUUUUAUCUAAAUAAUAGUCAUUGAAUGUAAAAAUUAUGGUUUUUAACAAUUUCAUAUGGCUGUGUAAUCAUCAAUGUAAAGCAAAGUAGAUGGUAUAAAAUUGUUGCAUUUAUAAGCAACAUUUUAUUUGUAGGAAAGUAUACUAGUGUUUCUCAGAAUUUUUUGUUUACAUCUUUGCUGAAUGACCUUAUUUUGCUCAUAACAGAUUUAUAUCUCUUUAGAAUAUUUAAGAAUAUAUUAUAAAUUCAAAUAAUACGAUUUUAGUAUUAAGCUUCAGAUUUUGCUGUUUUAAAUUACGUCUUGUGUCUUUUUCCACUCUAAGCUAAAUACUGAUUAAUCAGUUUUAAUUCAUCUUCUAUUAAAAAUUUUCAAUCCCCUCCCAAAAUGAUUGGACACUUGUUUCUCAAGCAUUUGUCAGGACUGGCUAAAUAUAUUCAUUGUUUACCUAGCUCAUCACCAAGAAUGCUGCCUAAUUCUCAUCACAAGGACUAGACUAAUAUUAUAUCUGCGAUGAAGGGAGAAGGAUACACUUAAAUAAUCAAGUCUUAUACGAGAUCAUGCAGUUUGAACUAGCAGUCAGAUCCCACUAACCUCCGUAUGAUUCAUGAUGAAAAAUUUCAGGACUGCUCUGUCAAAAUUCCUGAAAUAUUUAACAUAGUUAUCCUGUAGUAACACUGCUUCACAUUGAGAAAUAUUCCCUUUUUUGUUAACUUUUUUGGAUGAAUCCAAAUAUGACAUUUAAUUUUCAUUUCAUUUUGUAGUUCAUAUCAUACACUAAUUUUAAGGCUUUAAAAAAAAAAAGUGUGGGGGGGGGGAAAUGAAAAACUAAUUUUUUUAGGAAAUUUCAUUUAAAAGCCAUAGCUAUUUUACCUAUAGCUUUAACAGAUUGUUUUAUGCGACUCAGUUUUAGGUGAAGCCGAUGCAAAUCAAUCUUUAUCAUAUACAUUAAGGCAUAUGUUUUUCACCAUGCACAAUAUCUUCAAGUAAAUGCAGUUUUUUAAAAUAGCAUAAUAAUUGUUUGUUGCUCACUUCUUCUAUCCAUCAAAAAAUAUACACUGUUUGGUAAUACUUGUAACAGACAUUAGUAAUGCCAAGCUUAUACAUUAGCCUAGAAAUUUCACUGAUGGUCACAUAUUUUAAAGUAAUGCUGUAAUUUGUCAUUAAUGUCUUUCAUAUUCACUGCUUAAAAUGAAAUAACUUACAAGAAACAUCUUCUGUAGCAUAAAAGAAUUUCAAGGAAUAGAUGGAUGUUAGUCAUACUAGAAAAUAAAAGGAAAGUAAAACUUCAUUCAAGCUUUUUAGAGGAAUCAAUAAAACUGAGUUAAUUAAAACUGAAUUAAUAAAACUGAGCCAAUUAACUAGCUUUCCAAAUUAUAAUAUUCUAGCUUAAGUCAAUAAUCCUUAGCUAUAAUGACACUAUUUUCACUGAUAGUCAAGAAAAUAUUUUAUUUGAUUUAUAUACUAUAUUUUAUGGUAAUGCUAUAUUAAUUAUAAUAAUAAUGGUUAAAGCUUUUACUUCGGUAACAGUGCAUUUUUUUGUUAAACCAUUUUUCCCCUUAAAAGAAAAAAAAACUUAUUGUUUAAAAACCAAUGGAUGGUACUCAUUUGUAAGACUAAUUUUUAAGUAUAUAGAGUCUAAAUUAUGCACAAUACUUGUUAGUUUCUUAGUAAAUAUUUUGCUGCAGAAGUCACUCAAACUUUUAUGCAAAACAGCAAUCUUCCAAAAUAGUAUCUGGAUUGUGCUAUCAUAAUAAUAUAAAAGUAUUGCUCAUACUAGUUGCAUUCUUAAAAUCUAAAAACCUUGCUGCUUUAUCUCUCUUUUUUCCUUUGGACAAUUCAAUUUCCCAAGGAGGCACUAUUGACAUGGGAAACACUAGCUACAGCACAAAUAUUUAAUUGUCAGUCAAAAUUUCACCAUUUGCAUGGCUUUUAAAGUGUAUUUUUUUUAUUUAUGUAAAAAAAUAACAUCACAGUGCAAAUAUAAAUUUUCUGUGCAUUUAAAAAUUCAUAUUGUAAUGCAUUUCAUAGCAGGACUCAUUUUUAAUUGGUGUUAUUAUGCAUUUAUCAAUUGUAACAGAAACUUACAUGCUAUACUGAUCUGUGCAGUAUAUUCAUAUACUGAAAAUAUUAAAAUGGGAGGGAAAUUAAGAUAAAAUUAAUAAGUGCUGUUUUUUUUAGAAUUCUGAAAGACAUUUUCUUCUGAAGUAGUUUAAGUUCUCAAGGUUUUUUGAAAGAGUUUUUUGUAAAAGGGAAUAAAUGCAUGUUUAAUGUUUUUUGUAUAUUAAUGUAUAUUUAUUUAAUGCAUAUUAAUGUAUAUGCAUUAAAAUAGCAUAACUUUUAUACCAAAAAAUAUUGAUUGAUUAAAUUCUAUAUUUUAAAUUAAAUUCAGUUCUGUAUGAUACAAAUAUAUAUAUAUAUAUAUAUAUUAUUCGAUUCCAGCCUAUAGGUAUUGGACAGCUAAAUGUGUUAUUUGAGUUAUUUUAUAUUUUUCCUUGAUUUAAGUUUAAAUUAAUUUUUAAACUGUGCAUUUAUUAGCUCAGAAGCAGGUGUUUUCUUUUGCAUUUCUCAGUACACCAACCCCUUUGCUUAUUUUCUCACAUUUUUCAUGUAUUUUAAGUGAUUUUCUUGCCAAAUUGCUUUUUACACUGCUUUGGUUUAUUUGGUAAUUUUGGAACUGCUCUCAUAUUGUUUUUUUAAAUUAUAAUUUUUUUUUUUAAUUGUGUCAAUUGAUACAGUGGUUGUUUGCAUUUUUAGCAGUUCUGCUAUUUUUGUGCCAGUUCAUUGUUCCCUGUUGUCAAAUUCUGUAUAUCUGAAUUUGCGUAGAUUUUUUUUAAUUUUAAUAAUUAUAUAUAUAUAGACAAUAAAUAAGAAAUUUAGAACUUAUUUUACACAAAGACCCAAAAAAGUAAAAUUCAAUACCAAUAAAUUUCAAAAUAUUCUAUAAAUAUACAAAAUAAGAAUUAAAGAAUACUUUGAAUAAUUGUGUUUUUAAAUAAAUAUUUCUGUGAUACUAGAUAUAUAUAUACAAACACACGCAAUAAAUGCUUGAAUAAAUGCAGUAUAGUGUGUGUGUGUACACACACACACAUAUAUAUAAUUUGAUAAAUGUAAUAAAAAUCAACCAAACACUGAAAUUUAGUUUAUAUGAUUAAAUAUGAUGGCCUUUUUUUAAAUAUUAUUUUUAAUUCUUAUAUAAAUAGUGGACAAGUUUUAGCUCCUUAAUUUUAAUGGAUGAAUUUAUGACUAUGGCUACCAAAAAAACUGUGUAGUACAUUUUAGCAACCUAUCUCAGGUUAUAUUGUGAGUAACUCGUUCAGUAUUUGUCUGGAUUAUGCAAAUAUUUUCUGUGUGAUUUUUGUUGCAGCAUUUUUUAGAGUAAUUAUUUUGAAUAUCAGCAUGAUUAUUUUUAGUUUUAAACAUGAUCAUCAUAAUUCGAAGUAUGGAAUUUUCUCAGAAGUUCUUUCUUAAAUUUUUAUUCUGUAAAAUGUUAUUACUUUUUAAAAAAGUGUAACUGGAAUUUUCAUUAAUAAAAUCUCGUAUUACCAAUCUAGAUACAAAUGCACUUAUGUUACUAGAUUUAACAGAAAUGUAUUAAAUGAGGUUUAAAACUAAGGAGGAAGAAUGCAAUGAUAAUUAAAAAUCAGAUGUGUUAUGAAAUUUGUAAGACUGAGUUGCAUUGCAAAUUGUUAUUAUGUUGAUUGAUGGUAUUCCAGUUGAUGGUACAGUUGCUGAUGAAUGCACAGAGGAUUGUAAGACAACUCUGGCAAUAACUAGGCAGUUAUUGUAAGUGAUGAGAGUAACUGAGAUUUUCAAUCAUUUUCUAUCAAACUCUUCAUUUGACACCUAUUUCAAUUAAUUAAUGAUAGCAUUGUAAUUGUUAUUUGUAAUGCAACUCAGAAACUGUUCUCAUGAUGUUAUUCAUACCAUAUGUAACUGUGUAUAUUGCUUGUACUUGUGGAAUAUUAUCUUGGUAUUCAUUCAUUAAUAAAAUAUUUAAAAUUGCA